AUGAAGUCUUCGAGAAACCGCCCUGAUGAGGAAGCCGUGGAAUUUGUCGCCGUGGCGCUUCCCAGUCUCCGCCACCGUGAAAACCUGGACAGCCUCAGUUUCGAUCUUCAGCCAGAGCUGGGGCCGACGAAGAAGGCAGACGCCACCCCAGCUGCGCCAGCAGACGACCUGACGGGUUUCGGCAAGAUAUUCGAUCUUGCGGAAACAUCCCCGCCGGAGGCUGAGGCUGUCCUUUCGCUGCAAGAAGAAGCUGUCCUCCCAGCGGAUGAAGAGAGCUUCAUUGAGGGCCUCAACCGCCAAAUAGGAAACGCUCCGCAGGAACAAAAGCGGGAGAAGAAGGAAGUUGCAAAUCCCCUCGCCUUCGUCACUGGUGUCGACACGUACAAGAAGGAUAUCCCAAAGAUUGGCGCAGCGUUCGAAGAACCUGUCCGUCUGAAACGGGCACGCAUCUUGAUUGAUCAAGGCCGAGCUGCAGGCUUGGUCGUGGAGCGUAUGGUGUCGGUGCUUGAGCGAGGCACGACGAGGAUAGAUAAACUUAUGAAAAAUGCGCAGCGGCUGCCGGACGGCGAUGUGACCCAGAAGUUUGAGGCUCUCAGCCUUCUCACGACUCAUGUGAAUGGACGGCAGCAGUUGCUGGAAGGCCAAGCGAAAGCGCGGUCGCGCCUGAAGACCUUGCUGUCGGAGUUGUCUGUGGAGCUGAAGUGGAUUGAACUCAACGCAGCGCAGACGAACGAAACCCGCCAAUUGGAGGAGGAAGGCCGGAGGCUGAGCGAACGGAUUGCGUCGAAGCGGCAGAAACUGGACCGCGCAGAGCUGGCCCUGAAGAAGACGAUGAACAACGCGACAUCCCUUGUGGACGCGGCGCUGGCGGCGAUCGCGAGUGGGGCGCUCGCUCGCGCGGAAAAGGGGCUCGAGAAGGGACAGAAAGUGGAAGAGCACAGAAAUCAGCUCGUGCAGGUUUUCAGGAAGGCAGGGGAGACCGCCCACACAUGCAAGCAACUCCAGAAGUCUGGGCCGAAGUCCAAAGGCGACAGUGCGCCGCACUCGGCGCUCGGUAGGGCGAUUCGCGCACAAGCCCUACUGGAGCGCCUUAUGAAAAACGGUAGCUCCGCGAGAAAAAGUUUGGAAGCGGCGAUGGUGGCGUUGAACGACGUCUCCGACGUCGCGACGACGGUUUCCGGGAUUAUCGAGAUGGAGCCGCUGGCUUCUUCCCCAGCGGAACCCGUGAAAGAAAAGAUCACGGCGGCUCGGGAUCGUGCCCACAGCGUCGUGGAUUUGCACGACAUCUUGACAAACGCCUUGGUUCAAGACGCUCGCUUGGCCUUUCGAGCGCUCCGCCACGCGUACUUGGCGUGCGACGCAGCCACUGCCGGCUUCUGGGUUGCCCUGAAGCGGGCCCUGCAGGCUCGGAUGCUGCGACACGAGACGGUGAAGAAGCUUCGGAAUGUCCUUGAGAGGAAGCUCGCGAUGGCCAAAAAGCAGAUAGCACUGAUGAAGGACAUGGGUACGGUAUCUGAGCUCUCCUUGAAGACCGUGCCUGCCCUAGCAGCCACGGGGCUGACGGAAGCCGUGGCCGAGCUGAAUCGAGCCGGCGCCCGCCUGAAGGCACUGGACCUUGCCAUGGCGCGUGCGUACGCCGUGCAGGUCGGCUUUGUGGCUCUGCCGAAUUUUCGGAACCAGAUGGCCGCCGCACAGCGCCACAUUCGCAGACGCUUCUGGAGCGCACCCCACCGCCAGCUGGCUGACUUGAUCGCUUCGGGGAUGGACACGGCUAAGGCCGGGGCCGCAAUGGUGCCCUCCUUGGCGGCCCAGUUCCGCAAUCUGAAUGCGCAGCGUGUGACGUCCCUCAGCGACUCGCGGGCGGCGCUGGUGAAGGUUCAGGCGGGCGUCUUGGCGGCAUCCCGAAACGCGGACCGCGUGACAGACUUUGUGGCGGACUACACGCGGAGCCGCCCGGAACUUGCAGAAGCAGACGCGAUCUUCAGAGCCGCACUCGUGGACGUGAAGGAACCGCCGUCUGCGACGAAGAAAGACAAGACGUCUCGGGAGCGAAAAAAGGCCAAGGCGACCGAGGCCGAAGUCACGUACGAGCAAAGGUACGUGGCCAUGGUUUUCGCGCUGCAGGCAUUCGCUGUGCUUCGCGAGUCCUUCGCGGUCGCGAACCUCUCAGAGUUCUCGGACAGGCAGCGGCUGCUGAAGGUGCAUCUCGACGAAGUGAGAAAAGUGCUUCGGACCGGCGUCAACAAGUGGACGCCAGCCGUGGUCACCAGCAAACUGAAGAAUGUGCGGAACAACCUCCGGCGCGUGACGCGCCGCGCCGCGGUGGUGGCGAACGUGUACCACCAACUCAUGACUCAGAUGCAAAUGAGAGCCAAGACCCUCGCCACCGUUCUCCACGACUUCUAUAUCACCACGGGGAACGUGUUCCGGGAGGACUUGGGAAGCGCAAAGAGGCUGCUCGUCGCCGCCGUCGCAGGCCGCCGAGACCUCGUCAGCACCGUGGAGAAGUACAAGAACGCUUGCGGCGUGCUGAAGCGGUUGACGGAUCCGCAGGCAACGCCCUUGAAAUUCGAAGCUGCGGAGCGUCUGCUCGAGGUCGUCCUGAAGCUCGACUCGCUAGUUGAUCGGCUCUGGGAGGCGUUCUCGGUGGCGCACGUUUCCCUGCAAGACACCCUCGCGACAAUGAAGAGGCGCGAAGCCUUGAUGCCACGGGCCAUCAAAGGCGUAUCUGCGCGCAGCCGUACCGAUAUCGAAAAGGCUUCACAGAGCGUCUGGAGGUCCGCGAGAGAAGCGUACGACGUCCUUCUGAAGGCGCAGGCGGUCGUAGCCACCUGGCGAGAAGCUGCCACAGAGAUGUUGCGGCGAAGCAUAGCGAAGAAACUGACUGAAAUUCAGGACCAGGCGAGACAAAUCCUGAGUGGGGCGACGCGGCAGACGCAGGCUGCGCGGCGCCUCAACCGCAUCGCUGUCCGCUCCCGGACCGUUGACUUCUCCGCUCUCGACGCGGACGCACGGGCCACGUGGAAGGCUGACCUUGGCAGUCUUAACGAAGCCGAGGCCUCGCUUCCGGUCCAGGCCCAGUGGCAGCAAACUGCUGCAAAGUACAUCUCGGAUAUGGGGCUCUGGAUGCGCGGUCGGCGCUGGGACUUCUACGGGAAGGGCGCAGACCUCGACUACAGAACGGCGCUCCACUUGAACAAAGCGGCUGAGAAUGCGCUGCAGGAACUGCGGACGGCGCUGAAGACUCUCGACGCUUCGCUGCACGUGGCGAGAGGCGAGAUGGGUGCGAUGCGCAUGGCCCUCUUGAUGGCCGAAGAAAAUUCUCUGGCUGCAGAACUCGCUGCGCGAGCGGAGACGAUGGCGCGUGUCGCGCGUUCGACGAAGAAGGCUCUCAAGUCGGCUCUCGAAAAGGCGAAGAUUCCGAAACCGAACGACAGGAUGGAGCGUCAUCUGUCCAGGAUCCAGGCGCGGGUCAAGAGGGCUCUGAAGAAAUACGAUGCGGCUGUAAAGCAGGUACCCACUCCCGAGCAACUCUGGGACGAAAUGACCAAGAGUGAGGAUGAGGCGCAGCGACUGGCAGCGAAGCAUCCGGACUUGGCAGAGGAUGCUUCCGGCCUCACACAGAUUCUGGAGGAAGGUCGCAGCUCCAUGGAAUCGCUCCGGAAAUCGCAGCAAAGCGCCGAAGGCGAAGUCGAAGCCCUCCGCAGGCUGGAAAUUUCCGUGCAAACCGACGUGCGCCUCUUGGAGCUCAAGCGGCUGCUGCUGGCUGGGGAAACGCGCGUCCGGGAAGCCGCCGCCAGCGCGUCCGCGCUCAACAAAAGGGAGCGGGCGGUUCUCAGCGAGGUUUUCGAUGCUCAGGGCGCGGAUCCGUGCGACCCCGACUGCACAGGAGUCAGCGCCCUCCUUGCGCGCAGCCGAGAGCUCCUGCAGGAAGCGACGGACCAGCGGGCUGUGUGGAAAGAAGACCUGAACGCGACGAACCGGGAGCUAGCCCUCGACGAGAAGUGGACGCCUCCCCAAGAGGACACGUUGAGUGAAGCCAUGAAUCGGGUGGCUCUCGCGGUGGCCCAGCUUCGCAACACCACGGCGACGCACACUGCGGAGCUCAAGGAGCAACUCGCGUCGGAGGAAGCGACGCACACGGCGCUCCAGACCGCUGUCCAGGCACUGGAGAACCGCGUCGCUCGCGUCAGGCUCACCGCCCGACGGGAACACGUGGACGAGGUAGCUCGCAAAGCGGCGAUUGUCCGGAAAGCGAUCGGCGACGUUUCGGGCACCGUGGCAGGUCUUCGUGGCCGCUUGCUCGCCAUCCAGAACGUUCUGGAGCACAGGCAGUCGCGCCGUGGGUUGUCGGAUGAAGCGAUCGUUGCCAAAGCGAAGACCAUGGACGCAAAUUUCGACCGCGUUUCGGAGGACCUCGAUCAUGCCCACGCUGACGCCUGGACGGAACUGAACACUGUGCACGGGCCGGAGCUCAAGACGCUCUUGGAAGCGCUCGAAUCUCGCGAGUUCAUGGAUAAAUCGCUUGCAGCAGAGGCGGACGCACUGGCGAAGAGACUCGCAGACGACCAAGCUGCACUCGUUGCGGCGCAGAAGUCCAUAGCGGAACUCGACGCUCUCUUUGCAGCCGUCAGUCGCCUAGACAGCCAGCGUCGCUCCCAGGACCAGGUGUACGUAAUCCGACUCCGCCUGGAGAGUCUGGAGAAGGAAACGGCGGCUCUCGUCGACAGGCACAAGGCGAUGGAACGGAGACUGACGGAGCAAGCGGCCCGCGGCGCGGAACUUCCGGACGGCCUUGCAGAGGCUGCCGCCGUGUCCGCAGACCCGAAUGGCGUCGCCCAAUUUGGAGACGACCCCGUCGCCGCUCUCGUCCACAUCGAAGACUGGUUGAUGCAGUCGGAGGGGCUCCUGAGCCAAGUCAAGGCGCUGGACGAGGACGCCUCCCAGCAUAUUCAGAGCGUCACAGACAGCCAACGGGAGAUCAAGGAGCAGAUGGCGAAUGCGUACCUCCACUCUUCCCCCGAGGACUUGGUCGGGCUGGGGCACGAAAGCGAAGCUCACCAGGAGCGUUUGCAGAAGAUGCUGAAGGAGGUGAAGGACGCGCAAGCAUCCACCACGCAAGCGUCUGCUAGCCUGGACGAGCAGGCUCGUGGGGUUUCCGCGAGGAUCGUGUCGCUGCGCGCCGCAGCUGCCCAGGCGGAAAUUCUGGGGAAAACUGCGGAGCAGAGACAGCUCAACUCGGUCGUCGCGGACCUGCUGACGCGUCACGCCUCACUGGCCACGCAGUUGACGCACUUCCGCAGUUUCCUUGAGGGCCACGAGGCGUUCGUCUUGCAGCGAUCGAGCCGGCUGGCGGGGUUGCUGUCGCGGAACGACGUCGAGGAGAUUGAUCGGCGACGCGCGCUUGUGGCGGACGGCGCUGCGAAGCUUCGCUCGGUCUGGGAGGCGCAUGCAAGAGAGCGGAGCGCCUUUGAGCAGGUCCAGCGAGAGCUGCAACUCGCGCAGUUUCCGAAGGAGAAGCUGCAGGAGUACCGGAAGUACCCGAGGCUCACGGCCGCACUGGAUGAGCUCCAGGCGCGUUCCAAAGGCAACGUGCACCUGGUGGAGGAAGGCGCGAAGGCGAUUCAGGUGAUGAGUGCCGAGUUCGCCGACAUCGACAAACGGGCGCGUUACGUGGCCGAAGUGGCUCUGACCGCUCGCUUGUUUUACACGUUGACGGCGGACCAGACCGCAGCGAAAGAACGCAUCAAGAAGGUGACCGAAGCGGCGACGGAAAUGCACCAACAUGCCGCGAGGCUGAUCAGCGAGCUGUCGGCUGCCCUGUCGCGUGCGGAGCGCCUUGCGGCAGCCGGCAGUCCCUUCGAGGUCGGGCCGGGGACUCGGGAGACGUUGGGCGCCGCUCGGCAGAGCCUGGAGGCGAAGCCUGCAAGCCAGUGGACCCGCGAGCUCGCGAACGUCGCCACGCACCUCCAACAGCUGGACGAGCAGCUCCGGAAUCUGCAAGCCCCCAUGUCGGAGUCGGGAGUUUUUUCGGACGACCUCGCGACUGUACGCGCCACCCAGGCAGCGCUCCACAAAGACCUCGAGAGGAGCCAAGCGGUGGUCACCGCGGCAGAGCGAAAACAGUACGAUCUACACCUGGCAACUACCGCCGCGAGCGACUUUUUCUACGGCGUUACUUUGUCGACCGCAAGGGACCAGGUGCUCAAGCUGGCUGCCGAAGAAGACGCGCGUCACGUAGAGAUCGACCGGCUCCGCAGUCAGAUCGUCGGGCUCCUGCGCGACCUAAAGGCCGUGGCCACUGCAGCGUGGGCCCCAGCCGGUGUCGACUGGGAGGACGCGAGCAGUGUAUUGGCAGUGCGCGCGCAGGAGGUCGCGGAUCGCCAGCGAAAACUCGCGGAUCUUGCGCGCGAGGUAUCCCGCCAGAAGGGCCUUGCGGGCGAGCGGGCCGAAGCGACUCGGCGGCUGCUCGGGCGCUGGGGCGAACAGCCCGGCCUCGAACAAUCUGCGGCCGCGCUCCGGAACGCCGUCGCCCAGAGCGAAGGCCAACUUAAAGAGUGCGAGGACUUGCUCACCGAAGCGGGGCUUCACCUGUCCACGGUCGACCGCGUCAAACGGGAACUCGAGGUGAUGGUGGAACUUGCGCGCGCGCAUGAGCGCCAGCGGGGUCUCCAGAAAGAAAUGCAGCGCGUUUCGGCGGUGCUUGAGCACAGCUUGGGAACCGCCCAGAGCGUGCAUGCCAGUCUGAAGCGCUCGCUGCUGAGUCCCUUGACGGACGAGGCGGAAACAGAAGACGUUCCGGACUUUGCGACAGCGAACGCGGUGGUAGCCGCGACGAAGCAAGUGGAGAAAGACACCACCUCGUCGCUUGUGGGCAUGGCCAAGGAGAUCGCCAAGCUGGACCGCGACCUCGCCACACUGAGCACCAAGACCCAGGCUGAGUCUGGUUCCCUGCGCACCCGUGUGCAAACGGUCCAGGACAAUCAGGCCGAGCUUCGAGGGGCGAUUUCCCAGCUGCGCGGCUCGCUCGAGUCCCUCGCCCAGGCUGGCCGCAAUCUGGAGGAGGUGACACGGGAUUUUGCUGGCCACGUGAGACGCCAGGAACUUGCUCUCGCCCAGAACCAAAUCGCUGCGAAGAUCGAAGAGCAGCGAGCGCUGGCGGCGGAAGUGGCGCGCGACGGCGUAGAAGUCGACCGGCUUCGCCAAGACGUGGACAAACUGCUGGCGUCUCUGCGGCAACUCACCGGGGACUCCAGUGGCGCGGACCCCCUCGAACGUUUCGGUUUCCGGCCUCGCGCGUUGCACCCGCUCGGCGAUGAUCACGUCGAGAAGGCCGAGGAGCUCGCCGCGCAUCUUUCGGAGGCUGCGGCACGCGUCCGGAGCGCUCAGGCCGAGUUGGCCCACGCGGAAUCUUCUUGGAAGCGCUUCGGGAGGCUGCGAGAGCCGAUGAAAGUGCUCCGCGAACUGACCGAGAAGAGUGCCCAGGCCGUGAACACGCUGGGGAUCAAGCUUGCGAACAUCCUCGCGGACCUUGCGGGGGUUGAAAAGCUCGCCGAGUCCUCAGACUUUAGCGCUCUGGUUGUUGACGUCCAUGACGCAGUCGGGAAACUCGCUGUCGAGGCCGAACGCAUCAUUCAAGAGGCAAAGGCCGUUCAGGGGGCCGCAGCGAGUGCGGCGAAGGCUUGUCGCACUGAAAUGGUGACCGUUAUGAUGCUGCGCUCGUCGGAGGCAGAUGACGCGAUCCUCGCCGAGCGCGCAGCCGCGUACCAAGCUGCAGUCUCUGUGCUCGAGGACGGGACCGUCAAGACGCGCAAGUGGGGACAGACGAUCACGCAAAUCAAGGGCUCGUCGCGGGCGAUGUCCGAAACCGUGCGGAUUCUCAAGCAGGUGGAACCGAAGCGGCAAAUCCGCGAUGGGCUGCGCACCAUCGUGGGUCGCCUCGAGUUGCUGGCCCCCGUGAUUGACCGGGCGGAGGCGGAGGUCGACGCCGCCGAGAAGAUCCUCCAGGCACUCGUAGAAGAUGCGAGCGCGCUGCGGAUGCAUGUCAAGAGUGUCGCUGGAGAAGCGGAAAGAACCCUCAAAGCGUUGGUGUCGCGCGUGGAUGCCUGGCAGACGGAAGUCGAGACGAUGGCCUCGCAGGCAGCUGCGUUGCGCAAGGAAUCCAAGGCGGGGAUGCGCACUCUCCUCGCGGCCGCGCGUGAAGACUCGCCGAUUGAGUUCGCCGCCGACCUCGACGCAACAGUAGCGGGUUUGGAAGACGCCGCACGCUCCGCAAAGGCCUGGCUAGACCGCACACGCCAGGUCCAGGGCGAAAUCUCCGCAGUCACACGAGACCUCGAGCAGUUCCAGUCGGAGCUGCUUGACGAGGGGCGCGAGUCGAUCCGAGGCCGCGCCCUUACCACCAGUGCGGAGACUGCGGCGGCACUUGCACGUCUCGCGGCAGACCUGGAGGACUUCGUGAGCGACAUCGAGUCGGUGAAGCCUCUGGCGAACCGAGGUAGUGGACGCAGUCGAAAACAGGCGGCUUCGCAGGACCAGGCUCACGACCGGCAAAUCGCCAAAGAGGUCCAGGCUGUGGAAACCCGCGUGGAAGAGACUGCAGGCGUUAUGCGCCGACUGAGUGAAUCCUUCGCUGCGAAAAAACCCAGUGCUGACUUUGCCACUGCUGCGGAGUUGUGGGAAGCUCGGGAGGCGCUCCGACCCAUCGAACUUGAGACCCGUGGGGCCCUCGACCGUCUUGAGAACCUUCUGGCCUCGGCGAAGACCACAAAGCAGGAAAUUGAGACGACGCUCGCCUCGACGCAACAGGCACAACGCGGAAGCGCCGACGGCCAGCAAGCGGACGAGGGACUGGUCGAGCAGCUCCAGGCGCUGGGAGAGAGACUGGACGAAGCGAUACGCAGAGGCGGAGACUCUGCGGCUAGCGUCGCGCUCUGGCUUCGCCAAGACGGCAUGGUGGCUGCCGACGAAGAAAACUUGCGUCGUCUCUUCGCCGACACUGAGAACGUCCGGGACAUGCUGGUGCGUGCAGAGCAUGCGAUCGAUUCCUACGCGGAAGAGAGUUCGCAGCAACGCGCAGUCGUCAGCGACGCAACAGAGCUGACCUCGAGGUUCCAGCGCAAUACCGCAGCCCUUGCAGAUCUCGACGCGGCGACCUGCCAGUGUUCCAGUGGGCUCUGUCCCCUGAAUGAGCUCGGAUCCGCCGUGGCGAGUGUGGAGACGGUCGCCACCGAGGCGAAGACUGCUGUAGCGAACCUGGCGGCCGCGGUUCAGGCGGCGCGUUAUGUGGCCCAAGAGUCUGUCAAGGCACCGGCCUACUUGCGCGUGUACGUUGCGCGUGCCCAGGACUUGGUGCACUGGGCAGACGCGCGACUGAAGGAGCUUCAGAGCGACUGCAGCGUGCUGGAUGAAGACUUCGAGCUGUUGAAGGCCGAGGCGGAGAACCUGACGCAGACAGUGCGCGACCUUUUCCGCCGUCGGCUGUCUCAGAAGCUCGCCGUCGUCGCGGGAGUCGCCGAACAGCUCGAAGAGAAGAAGCUCUCGCUGGAGCAAACUGCACGCGGCGUCCAGGCGCUGCAGGAGCAACUUAUGAGGUUGGACAAGACCGCAGAGGCUGGGCAGAAAGUCGAGGCGGCGGAACAGACUCUCGCGGCAGCCGAGGCGCGGCUCCGAGAAGCCGACGACGAAGCGAGAGACAUGCGCAAGUUGCAACAGGGUGCGCCUGAGAAGCGACCGGCGACUUGCGUCUCCACGUGCUUCUUGGCAGAAGCCGCCGAAGCAUGGCAAGGAAAUGUCGCGAAGAGCCACGCACAGGCAGCUUCGCUGGUCGAGGCCGCCGCGCGUCUGGUAGUGGAGAUCGAGGCCGACGUCGAGGCGAUAAGAGGCCUGCGCGACUCGGUCGUCUCCAGCUCUGCCGCGGGAGACCCGCGCUUCGCUCCAGGCCGCGAGUUCCUGGACAACCUGCAGACUGCGAAGGACCACUUCGCGGGUCUCCUUGACCGCGCGGAGGUGCUUGUGGAGGCUGUGGAGUCUCGACAAAGCGCCUUGCCUGUUCCUGGCGACCUCGUCGAGGGUUUGGCGUCUUCGGUCGCCGUUGACGCCCUGGCAAAGAUCUCCCAAGACCUCGGGGAAGCCGCCCGACUUACGGCGCGGUGCCGGCAGACAGUCCCUGCGCUGCGCCGGUACGAACGGCUGGCCAGGGCGAACCUGGAAGACGCGUUGGAAGUUUCGGAGGGGCCCCAGGCUGCGGCAACUCGUGCAGCCGUCGAGAAAGUGGCUAAGCAAGUGGGAAAGGAGACGGCGCGAAUGCACAGUGUUGCCGCGGCUGUGGAACGGGCCGAAGAUCGACUGCUGAAGUAUUCACGCAACGCGGUGAGUCACUCGGUGGACCUGCUGGUUCGAGCGGCCAACAGGAAUGACGCGCAGGCGAAGGAGCUCGCGGUGGCGUUCAGAGGACUUGCAGAUUUGCAUGCGGCAGCCAUGAACUUGCAGACUGCGCGGUUCCACACCCCAAGACACGCGAAAGUCCCCGCGCACGAGGCCGCGGAGAGGGUUGAAGCCGCGCAGGCGACGCUGGCCGAGCAAGCGGAAGUGGCGAAGCAGAUCGUGGCCGGCUCAGCCUUUGUUCGCGGUGGCGCUGGUGCGAUUCGUGCGGCGGAGAUGUUAUUGGAACACGCCCUUCUGACGCCUGCGCAGACUGAGGACCUCGGAGUCGUUCGGGAAGACGGGGCUGAAGCGAUGGCCACGGAACACCUUCGCCGCGCGAGGGGUCUCGUUCGCCAGAUGGCGAGUGUGGCGCGCCUUCUGAAAGUGGGCGGUAAGCCGUCGGCUUACCUAGCGUUUCCUCUUCAGAGGCUGGCGACGCGUGCAAGGCUAGGGAGACACGCGCGCGACGGGCGUCAACGCGACGGGGAAGCAGCCACACAGAGCCCGAUCCAGCUCAGGAACUCCGCGGCUGCAAGCGUUGCGCGCGUGGCUGAGCACCGCCGCCAAGCCCAAGUGAGUCUCGCCUUCGUCAAGGAGCGUCUCGAUCGGCUCAAGGCCGCGAGACAGUCCCUGGAGCAGGCGAGUGAACGCCAGCGCGAAGUUGCGUUGAAGCUGGAAAGCCUUCAGCGAGCCGCGGGGGAUGACGAGGGCGAGUCCGGAGUCGCAAGCGCGCAGCCUCGUCGCCUCGCUGCCAGUCCCCGUCCCUCUGUUCGCAGGGCGUCUGGUGAGGCGUCGAUGGGAAAGAGCGAGAUGUCCAGGUUGUCGAACCGGCGACGCCGCACUGCCGCGAUUCUGGCUGCGCAGAACGAUCUGCGCAGAGCGCAGAAGGCCCUGGCCGACGUCACUAAGACCGCUGAGGCCAUGUCCAGCAGCCAGGAAGAAGUGGAGAAGCACCUGCGCGAGUUGAAUGCCAUGAGCAAGGCGGUGGAGGCUGUUGCGCGCGAGGGCCCGGUGGGCAGCGACGUCGCGGAGAUGCAGCUCGAAAUCGAAGAGAUGGUGGAGGAAGGCCGGCGCCUGUUUGGGGAGUAUGCUGCGCAGCUGAAGGAAAUGAACAGCGAGCGGUCAAAGUUGGAGGCCGAGUUUGCAGUGCAGUCGGCAGCCACGGAACGGCUGGUCGGAGACGUCGCGCCCAGCGAAGAGGAACUGCUCGUGAUCAUGGUGGAGCAAGCUCGUAGCGUUCUCGCGCAAAUGCACGAAGGCCACGAAGAGGCCGCGCGUUUGGUUUCGGACAUCCGCAGCCUACCCAUGCGGGGCUUCGGCAGCGACGCCGUCGCGCGGAAGCAGGAGGCGCGCCGACUCUCAGGCAUGGUGGGGACCCUUGCCCAAGUCGCUCAAGAGUCCAGCGAGGUCGCGCUCGAAGCGAUCGAGGUCCUGGAGAGCUUGGGAGACGAUGCGGCUCCUGCGCGCGCUGGCCAACCGCGCGACGGGUCCGAGAUCUCUGAGAUCUCUCAACAGGCCGCGGAGGAGGCAGCGGCCCUCAGGAAGCAGUUGCACACGCUUCAGGACGCCUUUCGAGCGCGACAGAGGGAAGCCGAAGAGGGGAUCAUCGAGACACCGCGAGACGCCUCGCUGCUCCUGUCCCUCUCUUCUACCCUCGUACACAUCGGCCGAACCACGUCGCACGUGGCCGCGAAAGUGAAGGCGCUACGAGCGUCUCGGGUGGAGCUGGCUGCGCUCUCCCGCGCUCUGGAGGAGGCUGCCAAGAAGGACAGCACGCCAGAAGAGGCAAGCGCCGCGUCCUGGACAGAGAUCGUGGAAGCGCUCGCCGGCCUCCAGUCACGGGUGAAGAAAGCGGACGAGAAAGCUACUGCGCUCGGCGGCAGCGCGCAGGCGCUGGCCAACGCUGCGAGUGAAGACCUGGGCAACGCCCAGACGGUUUUGAGUGGGUGCACGAAGAAUCUGGAUGAAGUCCUUGUUGCACGUUGUCAGGAGUUGGAGACAGCGGUGAAGACGGCCAGCGAACAAGCGCUCCCCGAUCUGCGUGCCAGCAUCUCCGAGACCGGCGCUCUCCAGGCCGUGGUCCUCGACAAACAGCACGUGCUCUUGACAACCGUAACAGCUAAGGCGAAGAACGCGCUUCAGACGAACAUGGCGCAGGCUGAGGAAAUUUCUGUGCGGAGCAAUGGCUUCCUUUCGGAUCUCCGGAAGACUGCGGAUGAGCUGCGGGCACUCGUCGCAGCCGCGAAGGAAGGAAACGCCACUGCGGGGAUAAGCCAGCCCCUCGGUCGGGGCGAGAGUCAGCUCCAGUCAGAGCCCGGCAAAGAGCCUGGAGGGCAAACCGUCGUGGACAAAGAGCUCGUCUCGACCGCGAAACAGAUUGCUGGACAUGGUGCCGCUCUGGCGAAGAGUUUGAGCAUUGGUGCAACUGCCAUGCGUGCGACUCUGAUGCCCAGAUCGGUCGGCGAAGCCUUGCACGAAGCAUCGCUCGUCGCAGGAAUCGAGCAGCAUGAGCGUAGCGUCCAGGCGCAAACUCAAAGGUGGGAGCAGGAGGUGACUCAAGUGGUGGCUGAGAUGCAGGAUGCUGUUGCCGAGCUGCAGAGGGCGUACCGGCCGACUGACCCGACGUACGUUCGACACGAGGUGGUGGCGAACCUCGCCGUCGUCAGCGCGCUCCUGCGGAGCGGCGACGGUGCGCAGGAGAGCACAGUCGACUCCAUCCCGCAACUCUUCAAGGCCGCUAUUCUCCUCAGUCGGGCGAAGGCUCUGUUGCGCUCUGUUUCGGAGCCGGGCGAGAAUCAGGCGCCACCCGUCGACAACAGCGAUUUGGAGGCCAAGGCAGAAGAGCUCGGACGGCGGCUUCAAGACUACAUGCAGCAGUACAACCUUGGCCAGUUCGACGCCUUUGUUUCUUCUACGGGAAGUGGCGCUUGGGCUGCGGAGGACCUCGGCUUGGCGCCGAGAGUUGAAGCAGCGCUCGCCGCGCUGGGCCGCAUGCAAGCUGAGGCUGCCAAGCUGAUGCGCGCACGGUCAAACGCGCAGGACGUGGACGCGGAAGAGGACGCGCGCCUGCAGGCUCAGCUGAAAGAACGGCUCCAUCACGUAUCGGCGGAGACUCGACGGGCUCUCGGGAUGCUGCAGAGCACUUUGUUGAACGGAGUGCAGAGAAAUGACGCCAAGAUUCAGAGACUCGUUGCAACGCUUGCGCAAGGUGCGGAUCUUGCCUCUCGCUUGACUCGUGAAACAACCGCCACGGCGAGCGGCAGCGGCCAGGCCUCGUGGGACCGGGGGGCCGGAAACGGGGACGAAGAGAACUCGGAAGCGCCCAGUGAAGACCCGGAGGCGACUCUGGCCCAGAUGGCUUUGUUAUUGGAGCGUGUCCAGGAGGAGGCUGCUGGCUCGGAAACCCAUGACGAAUCUCUGCCUGCGGCUGAAUCAAAGGACCCUGAGACGCUCGCGACCUUCCAAAAAAUCACGCAGGAUAUCCAGAGUCGCAAUGCGGCAGUGAGUCAGUCGCUCAACGCGGCGAGCGCGUCGAAAAGUGAGGAAGCCCCGGCGGAGUAUGUGGAAAGACUCAGCCAGGUGAUGGAGCAGGCAGACCAAAAUCGAAAGAAUCUCGAGGUGGGAUUGGCCGUCGGGUUAGGCAUUGUCUUGUUCCUGAUCGUCGUUGUUGCUGUAGCUCUUGUGCUGGUGAAGAGACGACUCAGACGACGCCUCGCCGUCCUUACUCGGUCUGAGGCAACGGGAUGCCGGAGCAACAACUAA
This is a messenger RNA of Neospora caninum, 14187 nucleotides long. RefSeq names its product putative membrane attachment protein. The coding region runs from base 1 to 14187 and encodes 4728 amino acids. The record is from RefSeq and is a predicted model, not a curated record. The transcript has 4 exons. Lineage: Eukaryota; Apicomplexa; Conoidasida; Eucoccidiorida; Sarcocystidae.